AAUAAAAGUAUAUAAUCGCAAAUGGACGAUAUAAAAAAAAAUAAUUUCUUUGGAAAUAAAUUUAUAUUUAUAAGUAAUUACCAAAUGGGCAUUGAAAUUGAAGAUAAACCACAUACUAUUGAAAUAUUACCAAAAUUUACCUUCGAUACCUUCGAUGGUUGUAAACCACAUGAUGGUAAACCUAUUACUAGGAUAGAAAUAUCACCAAAUGAAAAAUACCUUGUUGUUUACAACGAAGAAGUUCUUUCGGUUUCCAGGAGGGAUGUUGAAAAUAUGACGGAAGAUUAUUCUAAACUCAUUGAUAAUAAAAUCAACCAAAUUUGUGUUUCCGAUGAUAAGGAACUUGUUUAUAUUGAUGAUGGAAACGAAUUAAGAAUAAUUGAUAUGAAUGGUUUCAAUAAAAUACGACUAAAUUUUGACAUUGAGCAUAAAAUGCUUUAUUGUACCUUUAGUUCAAAAGGCGAUUUUAUUUUAUACGGUGAAUUUUAUUUUGAUACUUACGAUUAUAAAAAUAUUAUUUGGGUCUUUUCAACACAAACUAAAAAUAACAAGUGGAUGUGUAAAAAAGUUUACAUGGUACCCGACGAUUUUAAACCAUUACAUCAUAUAUCAAAACAUGAUAAAUUUUAUCUAUUUUCAAAUAAUUACAUUUAUGAAUGGAAUAUCCUUACCGGAGAAUCAAUCAGAAGCAUAUUUGUAAACGAGAAUGAGUUUAAAGCAGUAGAUCUUAAUAUUACAAGUAAUGAAAAGUUUAUUUGCUUGAGAAUCAAAGAUAAAAUCAAAGAUGAAAUCAAAGACGAAAUUAAAGUCGAAAUUAAAGAUGAAGAUAAAAUUAUUAUUUAUUCAAUUGAAUUAGGAAUUACUAUCGCUUCUUUGGAUAUAAAUAAUGAUGAUCAACUAUAUAGGUUUAUGAAUCAUACUAGUCAUAUUGGAUUACACCCAUUAUUAUUCAGCUGUAUACUAAACAGUGAAGUUUGUAAUUCCGUCAUGAAACAAUGUUGGAAAAAUGGUUUAAAGGAAUUUCAAACUAAUAAUUUAGAAAAUUUUCCAAAUAACGUUCUAAAUAAAACAACUACAACCAAUUACGCAUUUGGAAUUCUAGAUGGGUUUGUUCUGAAGAUUAAACUUACAGAACAAUUAUCAAAAAUAGUUUCACCCCAAAAUCCUAAAGAAUCAAAUUUAGAAAAUAGUGAUGGUUAUGAUGAUAUAAACUUUAAUUUAUUUAAUCCAGAUAUGAGUAUUAUAUGUGAAUUAUUUGAAGAAGUUACUUCAUCUUUGAUUGACAACAGAAGUGAACUUGAGAAUGAAGAAGGUUUAUUUAUAUGGAAUAUAAUAAUUAAAAAAGCAACUGAAUAUGAAGUUAGAUUGGAAUUAAAAGUUCUUAACAACAAUUCUGAUCUUAAUAGAUCCGAUUCUAACAACAGUUCUGAUGCUAAUAUUAUUUGUAAAAGACUUGAUAAAUUUGAAAGACUUUUUGAAAAGUAGAUUUAUUUAUGUAAAACUAAAUUAUUUAAUUGUAAUAAUAUUGUUAUAUUUACAACAAUUGGUCUUUUUAUUUAUCAUUUUAAUGAAAAUAAUAAGUCAAUUUCCUUAAAUUAUUUUUAUUUUAUGGAUUUAUAUAUCAUGGAAGAUGAAGAACAAUAUAAGGAUAAAUUACAAUAUUAUAAAGAUGUAUUUUCAAAGCCUAAUUUACCUUUACCAAAUUAUGAUAGUUUCAAGUCAUUUGAUAAAUGGGUUUCAUAUAUAAUAGAUAAUAAGGAAAGUCUUUUGAAAUAUGGUGUUGAAUUAUUUACUUUUGCAAUUAAAGAACAUAAAUUAGAAUUAGUAGAAGUAAUCUAUAAAAAAUGUAUGUUUUAUUUUAAAAAGGAUUUAAAAAACAAUAGGGUAUUUUUGAGUGUUAUUACUUCUGCUAUGCCAAUAUUAAAUGAAUAUUAUCCAGAAUAUAUUUCAAGAUAUUCAUUAGAAACAACUAUGAU
Rhizophagus irregularis DAOM 181602=DAOM 197198 is the source of this 1976-nucleotide messenger RNA. RefSeq lists its product as uncharacterized. NCBI's taxonomy places the organism in Eukaryota, Fungi, Glomeromycota, Glomeromycetes, Glomerales, Glomeraceae. The record is from RefSeq and is a predicted model, not a curated record.